ACUCCCAGCAAGCCUACAACUUCCGGAUAGAGGUUUCCAGGCUACGUUCACCUGCCCCAUUCCAUCUCUUAACUGCGUACGGAGGACCCCCAUCUUUUUUAGAGGCUUGCUGGACGUUUCCCCGCGUUAGGUCAUCUAUAUCCCACUCAGUGCCUCAGCUUCCCUUGGUUGCAGGUCUUGGAGAAGCGAGGCACGCGCCGAAGCCGUUUUCCCGUGAGCUAGCGAUGGGCAUGGUUGAGGGAAGCCUUGGUGAGGAUCUGUUUUCUUGUGUUGUGGAGUGAGUGCGCACGCGCGGCAGUGGCUUCUUGAGGGAGCUAAAGUGCUGAGAAGUCGCAUCCGCAGUAGGGGCUGACCGGCAUCCCCGGGGGCGUUUCGGAGUCUCAGCCUUCGGCCCUGUGGACCGAGAGGGCCAUGACCGAGGGCCUAGAGAUGGGUAAGGACCCUAAUGACUCAACCCAUUCGCGGUCGCUGUUCGUCCGGGAGGACGGCAGCUCCAUCUCGUUCUACGUGCGGCCGGGCCCUGCCAAGCGCCGGCUGUCGUCGCUCAUCCUGCAUGGUGGAGGCAGCCUGUGCCGGGUGCAGGAGCCCGAGGCUGUGCUCCUGGCGCAGCCUGGGGAGCUACAGGCUGAGGCCUCGGGGGACUUCAUUUCCACCCAGUACAUCACCGACUGCGUGGAGCGCAACGAGCGACUGGAGCUGGAGGACUACCGCCUGGGCCGUAGGGAUUCCGAGAGCCCAGAGCCAGCCUCUGGGGAGCCUGGGGAUGCCUUCACGGAGGCCGAGGACCUGGCCAUCGUCCGAUAUGUGAAGGAUAAUUCCCGCUCCCCCAGCUCGCAAACCGGCAAUACUCUGUGGAAGGCCCUGGAAAAGGCCGCCCUCACACAGCAUCCUUGGCAGGCCAUGAAAGACCGCUAUCUAAAGCACCUGAAGGGGCUGGAGUACAAGCACCUUGAGGGGGAAGAGCCUGCCAGCCCGAGCCAGAAGCUCAAGAGAAAAGCAGAUGAAACAGAACCUGCAGACUGGGAACCACAAAAGAAAAAAAACCCUGAUCUACCUGAGGAAGAUAGUCCAGAAGAGCAAGUGCAAGACAGUGAAAUAACAGAGGAGGACGUUUUAUGCUCCAAAAACCAGGAGGUUAAGGAGUGUGAGGUUCAUGAUCAGACCCCUGACCUUGAAUUAAUUGUGAUUAAGAAUGGAGAACUGACUAGUCCUGGAAAAAAUAACUCUAAUUCAAAAGAGGCUUCAAAGGAUGAUGAGGUCAUUGAAGAUGCUGUUGUAUUGGAAACUCAGCUUGAAGCAGAGGAAAGCAGUUCAAGCCCUUCUUCUCUUUCUCCUGAUGUGGGAGCUGCCAUCAAAGUCAUCAGACAUUUAAUGGAGGAAUUUAGUGUGGAUCUAGCAACAGUCACACAAGCUUUCUUGAAGAAUAGUGGAGAACUGGAGGCCACUUGUUCUUUCUUGCAGACAGGCCAGAGGUCUGAUGGAUAUCCAAUCUGGACCCGACAGGAUGAUGUGGAUUUGCAGAAAGAUGAUGAGAAUACCAGAAGUAAAUUGAUAAAAAAAUUUGGUGCUAAGAAUGUAGCAAGAAGGAUUGAAUUCAGAAGUAAUUAGGUCAAGAUGUCAGGGAAAGGCCAGAUUCUAGGGUUCAUAGAAUGAGUAUUUAUAGAGGAUGGGGCAUGGGAAAGACUGAUGAUUACUAACCAGUACUAGCAUUGCACUGUUAUGUAGAAUUUGGUAGCAAAUGUGACCAUGUAAGAAAAUAAAAAGCAGAGAAAUCUGAAGGAAAAAAAAUGGUGACACCUGAUAGCCAUGUAAUGCUUCAAGGUCCCAGGAAUGCUUUUACAUCUAUUCCCUCUGACUUGGUCCUUACACUAGUCACAUGAGUUGGGUGGUUUUGUCAUUUUAUCACUAUAGAAGAAACUUAAGAUCAAAUUAAGAGUCUUACCCUCCCAUUAAUACUUAGAAUUAGGUAUCAGAGGUAGAAUAUCCAGAAUCAUUUUACUUGGCUCUCAUGUCCAGCUUUUUUCCUACUAUAAUACAUUGUCUUCCAAGAACUGUUUGAAGUAUUUAUUAGUGUAAAGUCUUAAGUAAGAAUUUCAGCUUAUUUUAACCUAUAAUCUCUGUUCCUCAAAGAAUACUAAUCUAGUGCUAUUUUGGUAGUGGCAGUUAAGUAUUUAUGAAGUCCAUUUGGUGAAAACUGGGAAUUAAAAUGUGAAGUUACAUUUUACAUAAAAAAUGACCAACAACAGGUAACCUCUAAACUGUUAAGCGUGUGUUCUGCCUAGUCAUAGAUUCAUAGGAUCAUAGAUUUAGAAAUGGAAGGGAUCUCCCAACCCAUCAAUUCUGGUCUCUUUAUUUUAUAGAAAAAGAUCCCGAGGCCCAGAGGUUAGGUGAUUUAUUCAGGGUCCCACACUUACUAAAUGUCUGAGGUAAGAUUUGAAUCCAGGUCUUCUUAACUUCCAAGUCUGGUGCACUAUCCAUUAUGUGGUAAUAGUCUCAUUAAAAAAAAAAAAGUAAUAGGCUACUGUGGGGGUGGGGGGUAAUGAAGGAGAGGGUAGGGAUCAACUACCUUUGUUAGAUGUAGGACUUGGAAAAACCCAAGGAGAUUUUGUAUCUGAGAGGCCAUCUAUUUCAACCCUCUCAUUCUACAGAUGAGGAAACUGCAGCCCAGGGAGAUUAAAGCCAUACAGGUAAUAAAUGUCAGAGGUGGGAUUUACUCCAAAGGCAGUGUUCCUUACACUGUACCACAGUGUCCCUUGGCAAAAGGUAAUAUAAAUUAGUUAAAUCUUUGAAAACCCAAUAACAUCAAAAGCCUUUUAAAAAUUGCUUAGUUCUUACAGGCUUCAAUUGGUAAAGACCACGGGUUCUUAAUCUUUUUUGCUACAUAUACACCUUUGGAAGUCUUGUAAAGCCUUUGAACCAUGUCUCAGAGCAGUUUUUGUUUGUUUUUUAAACCCUGACCUUCUACCUUAGAAUUUAUGCUAAGUAGUGAUUACAAAUCAGAAAAGUGCUAAAGGCUAGUCAUUUGCUAUUAAGUGACUUGCCCAGGGUCAAACAGCUAGGAAGUGUCUAAGACCAGAUUUGAGUCCAGGACCUGGCUCUAUCUCUAUCCAUUGAGCCACCUACCUGCCCUUAGAGUAAUGUUUUUGAUAAUUGAAGGAAACGCUAAAUUUCAGUUAGAGGUUAGUGAAAAUAAGGAUGUAAUAUUUUUCUCAUCCCAGUUCAUAGAUCCCUGAAAUUAAUCCAUAGAUCCACCUUAAGAACCUUUGAUAAAGAUUUAACUAAUAAACUCCUGCAUCUUGCUAAUUACCAAAGAAAACAGCAACAAAAUUUGAUUUCCUGACUUCUUUGAAAUCACCCACCUAACUGUAACUUGAUCCAACAGUUUUUGAAAGCAAUUUUGGAAUAUGAAGAAAUUAGCCAAAAUGCCCAUAUUCUUUUAUCAAUAAAUUACAUUGCUAGGAAUAUGCUGCAAGUCAACUAACAUUAAGUGCCUACUGUGUGCCAGGCCUAGUGCUGAGCUCUGGAGAUAGAAAGAAUGACGAAGGAUAGCCCUUAUUCUCAAGUAGCUGAUAGUAAAAAAGAUAAAAA
Molecule: messenger RNA, 3588 nt
Organism: Monodelphis domestica (gray short-tailed opossum)
Lineage: Eukaryota; Metazoa; Chordata; Mammalia; Didelphimorphia; Didelphidae
Gene: TERF2IP
Product: TERF2 interacting protein
Biological process (GO): protection from non-homologous end joining at telomere; telomere maintenance via telomere lengthening
Cellular component (GO): shelterin complex
Molecular function (GO): telomeric repeat DNA binding
Source: RefSeq, a predicted model, not a curated record